AUGUCACGAGCAGCCGAAUAUGCACAGUUUCCCUAUACUCCCCCGAAAACCCAUCUCACAUCUGCUCAACAGUCUAUGCACCACCAGUUUACUCAACAACAACCAAAUCAGUUCACGAGUUCUCAGGACGGUUUGCUCACUCAACAACCACCUUCUGUUACAACGAAUCCACAAUACACGACCUCGCAUGCCUCAAUUGUCACGCCUAGUUUAGGUACUCAGCAAACACGACGUUACAAGACUCAACAACAUACCUCCAUAUCACCACCUACUCCAAAUACCCCUAAUCGACAGUAUUCUCAGAAUUCUCUCGUUCAAGCAACAUUGGAGCAUCCUCCCUCCCCUUUAAGCUCAAAUCAAUGUUUACCCACUACUAAUAAUGUUACCAUUCCCUCAACUUUACCCGCGUCUUUACCUACCCCUCCAACCACCCUCCCUCCAGGUUUAUCAAGUCCAAAUUCAGGGAAUACCCCGGCUUCCAAUUUUGAUUUGCAAGAUGUUCUCGCGCAAUUCGGUAAUCAACCUGAACUACUUAAACUCAUCCUUAAAUCAAAGGUUGAGGAGGACAAGCGUAAAGCUGAGGAAGCAAAAUUGCGCGUCAGAGAACUUGAUUUAUUGUUAUUGGAUCGUGAUAGGCAGAAAAAAGGUUUAGAACACGCUCGUGAUGUUGAUGAAUCAAAGAACGAUGAGAUUCAUUCUAAUCAAGAUAUGGAUUUCGAUCAUGACAACUCGAUCGGACCGUUCUCCACAUCAGACGGAUCAUUAAGUUACGCGUCUUUUGGUGCUAGUUUGUCUUCUCCCGUGCAAAAUCUCCCCCUCAAUUCCCCGAGUACUCCUGUAUCUCAAUCAACGCCUCGACUUAAACCAGCACCGCGAAUCAAUUCGACACCUAAAGGUCAGUCGGCACCACAAUUACCAUUGCAUUAUCGUUUCGCGCCACUUAACAAUCAACUGACUUCUCAGAAUUCUCAAAAUCAAAUGCAAUCUCAUAAUCAAGCAAUCCAAAAUAACCAAGAGGGUAUUCUUGGAUCGGCAGAAAACGAAGAAAGCAACGUCAAUAAUGUAACGAACAAACGUAAACGCAAACGUCGCGAAAUGCUUCCUGUAACGAUGAUCAUCGAAACCAAAGAAUGUCCUUUCAAGGAUGAAUAUUUAUGGAAGAACAAUGGAAACACCACCCAAAGAAAAACUGGAAACAAGAGCGUUUAUUUUAAAUGCUCAAAUAGCAACAAGGGAUGUCCAGUUAAUAAGACGGUCACUGAAAAGGAAGGUGGAUGGAUCAUUAAAUAUCGUGGUCAUCAUUUGGAUGUAUGCGGUAAGAUUAAACGCAUCGUGCAAUCUUAA
Funneliformis mosseae is the source of this 1344-nucleotide messenger RNA. NCBI's taxonomy places the organism in Eukaryota, Fungi, Glomeromycota, Glomeromycetes, Glomerales, Glomeraceae. The record is from the annotation of a GenBank genome assembly.